AUGGAUCGCAAUCAGAAGACUGAUCGAAAAUAUCAGACAGAAGUGACUGAUGAAUCUCUGUCACUUGAUCAUGGCUCCGGGACCGUCAGCGAUGUGAAUGCCGGCUUGGAUCACCAGAGUGAUUUGCAGCGAAGACUCAAGCCUCGUCAUCUAGACAGUCAGAUGAUUGCCAUUGGUGGUGUCAUUGGAACUGGACUGUUUCUUGGAACUGGUUCUGACUUGGCCCAUGGCGGACCUGCAGGCCUCCUGAUCGGCUAUUGUGUCAUGGCAUCUCUACUGUUCUCAGUUAUGGUCGCUCUAGGUGAGAUGAUAUCACAUCUUCCCAUCGCUGGUGGUCAGUUCGCACUGGCAAGCCGCUUCGUAUCUCUUGCUGUUGGGUUUGGGAUGGGCUGGCUCUAUUGGUACAACUACAUCGUCGUUCUUCCGGCAGAGCUCUCGGCCUCUGCUGUCCUUGUAUCUUAUUGGACACCAGCGGGCGAGGCCGACUCGACUUGCACUACCGGCAUCUGCAACAAUAGUCUUUGGAUCGCCAUCUUCCUCAUCGUGGUAAUUGCCAUCAACUUUGGUGGUACAAGAGUGUUUGGCGAAAUUGAGUUCUGGUUCUGUACGAUCAAGGUUCUCACCAUCAUUGGACUGAUCAUCACUGGAAUCAUCAUUACUUCUGGUGGCGGUCCUGAUGGCACACCGAUUGGCUUCCGCUACUGGAACCAGACUGGAGGAUUUGUUCAAUACCAAGACAUACCAGGAGCCAAAGGACGAUUCUUAGGCUUCUUCAGUGUUCUCAUCAACGCUGCUUUUGCAUUCAUCGGGACGGAGAUUACUGCUAUCACGGCUGUCGAAUGCGCCAAUCCAAAACGCGCCGUACCAACAGCCAUCAAAAGCGUGUGGAUUCGACUGGUCCUGUUCUAUCUAUGCAGCGCAUUCAUCAUCGGUCUCUUGGUCUCGCCCUCUGAUCCUGAUCUCAACCUUGGCACCGGCGCGGCAAAGAGUCCUUUCGUUCUUGCCAUGAAGAAUGCUGGCAUAUCUGUGCUUCCAUCGGUCGUGAACGCUGCUCUCUUGACAAGUGCCUGGUCUGCAGGAUGUGCUGAUCUCUUCGUAUCCUCUCGAGCUCUGUACGGGCUCGCGUCAAGAGGUCAAGCCCCUGCGAUCUUCCGCAAAGUUCGUAAGGAUGGCCUCCCUUGGGUCUGCGUGUUGUGCGGCACCGCGUUUGCCUUGAUCUCCUUCAUGGCUGGUGCGAGUGGUAAAGCUGGGACUGUAUUUGGCUAUUUCUCAAAUAUGACGGCCAUCUGUGGCAUGAUCUCCUGGGCUUGCAUCUUAUGGACAAGCAUCCGUUGGCAGAAGGGUCUCAAGGCUCAAGGCAUCGAUCGCGACACAUUGCCUUACAAGGCUCCUUUCCAACCUUAUCUUUCAUACUAUGGCCUCACUGUCAGCAUCUUAGUCAUGAUAUUCGGUGGCUUUACAGCUUUCAUGCCUCACUUCAAGGCGUCGUCUUUUGUCACAACUUACUUCCCCAUUCCGUUCUUCAUGGUCUUGUCCAUUGGCUACGCAAUCUAUGCCAAGUCAAGCUUGAUUAAAUACGAGGAGAUGGACUUUUCCACUGGGUCCUCGGCAGACAUACCCAACGAACCUGCUGCUCCUGGCUUCUGGGGUAAGGUGGAAGAGUAUAUCUGA
This is a messenger RNA of Aureobasidium namibiae CBS 147.97, 1671 nucleotides long. RefSeq lists its product as uncharacterized. Gene Ontology annotation, biological process: amino acid transmembrane transport. The record is from RefSeq and is a predicted model, not a curated record. The transcript is spliced from 7 exons. Bases 1 to 1671 code for a protein of 556 amino acids. Gene Ontology annotation, cellular component: membrane. NCBI's taxonomy places the organism in Eukaryota, Fungi, Ascomycota, Dothideomycetes, Dothideales, Saccotheciaceae. Gene Ontology annotation, molecular function: amino acid transmembrane transporter activity.